UACCCAUCGAGGAGCAGCUGCUCACUGUAAAGCCAAUACAAGAAACACAUUAAGCUAUUUCGCUGCUAUUGAGGCGUUGUUUGAGUGUUUGUGUGCUGAUCUAUUGAAAAUAGUCACACCCCGUCAGAGGCGGACAUGCUGAAUUCAUCGCAGAAGUUUUUUAUUUUCUGAGAAGAUGUUUGCGAAACCGUUUCGUGUCAAGUCCAACACCGCAAUCAAAGGAUCAGACAGGAGGAAGCUCAAAGCUGACAUAUCUGCUGCCUUUCCUUCACUGUCUGCUGAGGAGCUGUCUGAGCUGGUCCCCAACAAAGAGGAGUUAAAUGUAGUGAAGAUUUAUGCACAUAAGGGAGAUGCCGUGACACUUUAUGUUCUUCAUAAAAAUCCAUUGUUCUUUGAACUGGAAAAACGACUUUAUCCUACAGUCUAUGUGCUUUGGCGCUACCCUGCUCUUCUGCCAGCAUUCAGAACAUGGCCUCCUGUGCUUCAAAAGUUAAUUGGAGGAGCAGAUCUAAUGCUACCAGGUGUGGUGGUGCCUCCCAGCGGUCUCCCAGAUGUGAAACAGGGCGACUGCUGUGCUGUUACGUUAGUGAGUAACAGAGCUCCUGUUGCAGUCGGCACUGCUGCAGGAUCCACAGGAGAGAUGCUCAGCUCGGGUAUGAAAGGGAGAGGAGUGUGUGUUCUCCACACGUACAUGGAUAAUCUCUGGGCUUUUGGAGACAAGUCAGGUCCUCCAUCUUUACCAGAUGCAGGGAAUGAAGGGCAAGAGGUGACUGGAGAGGAAUAUGAGGUGGAUAAGAUAGAAGAAGAGAAGGAGGAGGUUGUGGCUGAGAACUGUGCGGAGGUGGAGCAGAAUCCCGCCGGUGACACGGCCACGGACGAAGCCUGCUUUGUUAUUGAGAAGCUGAGUCUGACUGAGCCGGAGGAGGAGAAGGGUGAAAAGAGCAAUGAGGAAGAGGAGGGGAGCCAGGAUGACCAGAAAAUGCCCCAAGAGAUAAUGGAUGCCCUGCUGCUGCAGUGUUUUCUCCAUGCUCUCAAGAGCAAGGUGAAGAAGUCGGAGCUCCCCCUGCUGACCAGCACUUUCCUCCGCAACCACAUGUUCUCCUGCUGCCCAAGUGGAAAACAACUUGAUAUCAAGAAAUCCAGCUAUAAAAAGCUGUCAAAGUUCCUACAGGCAAUGCAGAAGCAGCAUAACCUCGUGCGAGUGAAAGAACUGACCAAGGGUGUGGAGAGCAUUGUGGAGGUGGACUGGAAAAAUCAAGAACUGCGCUCCUUCAAAGUUCCUGAGGAGACUGAUGUUGAAGUGGUUAAAGUGCAGGAUGGAGGGGAAGGAGAACCUCCGUACCAUCCUCCAGAGAUCACAACUCUGUACUCUGUGUCGGCUCGACUGGAGCCUCUCUUUCUGGAUGCAAAAAAGAGGAAAGGAACAAUACUGCAGCCUGCUGAAGUGAGACAUAUUGUCACAGAGUAUGUGAAGACGAAUGAACUGGUGGAUGAAAACAAUAAGAACUAUGUGACCAUAAACCCGACUCUGUGUGACUGCUUGCUGGAAAAAUCAGAGUACCAGGAGGUCCAGUUUCUCAAGUGGGAUGACCUCUUUAGCAGGACGUUGGGAAGAAUGCAGGAGUGCUAUCAAGUUGUGUUCCCUGGACAAGCACCCAUAACAAAAAAGGGCCACAUUGAGCCCAUAGACAUCUCCGUGGCUUCUCGAGGCUCCAAUAAAAAGGUCACUCUAAUAAAGAAUCUGGAAGUGUAUGGUUUGGAUCCUGCAGCAGUGGCCUCUGCUUUGCAGCACAGAGUCCAGGCCAGCUCUGUCUUACAGCCCGUCCCUGGAUCUAAGGAUAAAGUCCUGGUCCAGAUCCAAGGCAACCAGAUUUUUCAAGUCGGCAAUUUGCUGCUAGAUCAUUAUCAAAUUCCGCGCAAGUACAUCCAAGGACUAGACAAAGCUCCAAAAGGUGGCAAGAAGAAGUAACAUUUCAACCUACUUUACCAUUCACUGUGUUUAAAGCUGCUUUAUUAUAUGUCAACACAACAACCAACCAUUGACAAUUUGUGAAAUAAAAGUGGUUCACUGUCAUCUUCUAGAGGUUGAUGAAUGAA
Plectropomus leopardus (leopard coralgrouper) is the source of this 2097-nucleotide messenger RNA. It is a transcript of the gene eif2d, whose product is annotated as eukaryotic translation initiation factor 2D. NCBI's taxonomy places the organism in Eukaryota, Metazoa, Chordata, Actinopteri, Perciformes, Serranidae. Gene Ontology annotation, molecular function: translation initiation factor activity. The record is from RefSeq and is a predicted model, not a curated record. Gene Ontology annotation, biological process: formation of translation preinitiation complex; translational initiation.